Molecule: messenger RNA, 438 nt
Organism: Trichomonas vaginalis G3
Lineage: Eukaryota; Parabasalia; Trichomonadida; Trichomonadidae
Exons: 1
Coding region: 1-438 (145 amino acids)
Source: RefSeq, a predicted model, not a curated record
AUGAGUAAUCAUUCCGUUAUAGACGACCUUGCCCGUGGCACAACAAAAGAGGUCACAGAAGAAGUUAAGCGUUGGAUAGCUAAUCAAGGAAUUGAGGAUGAAAUUCAAGCAGACGCAGCUGAAAUGGCAAGAAUUGCUGCCAGACAUAUUCUCGAUCCAAACCAGCCACCACUUAAAGAUUUUCCACGUAUUCCACUCGAUUUGAACACAACAACAGAAGAAGAUGUUAGAUACAUGCUUAUUCAAGAAUUUUUACAAUCUGCUGGUUUUAACUUUACUUCUAAUGUUCUCAAAUACGAAAGCCAGUGCCCAGAAUUCCCAAUUGAUCGUGAUGAUCUUGGUGCAGCACUUGGAUUUCCAUCUUACGACCGUACACCUUUCCUUGUUCAAAUUAUCGAGGAGCGUCUUAGAAAACAGCAAGAACAACAAGACAUGUAG